This is a messenger RNA of Leptopilina boulardi, 2101 nucleotides long. RefSeq names its product intraflagellar transport protein 81 homolog. The transcript has 13 exons. Gene Ontology annotation, biological process: intraciliary transport; cilium assembly. Gene Ontology annotation, molecular function: tubulin binding. The coding region runs from base 94 to 2019 and encodes 641 amino acids. Lineage: Eukaryota; Metazoa; Arthropoda; Insecta; Hymenoptera; Figitidae. The record is from RefSeq and is a predicted model, not a curated record. Gene Ontology annotation, cellular component: centrosome; intraciliary transport particle B; cilium.
AAAUGGUUCUGUUGAAUAAAAUUAUCGUUCUUUUGUCGCUUUUUUGAAAUACUGUGUAAUUUAUUAAAAAUAUAUUAUUCUUUUUUUUAAACAAUGGCUGAAGACACUAAAUUUAUUGUAACUGAAAUAAAUAAAUUAUUAUCACGAAAUUACAAUUUAAUUUCGUUUAGUGCAUUAGGCUCUGAUGAUUUGCUUCAGGUACUUAGUGAUGUAUUAUCUGAAAUUGAACAAAAGGAAAAUGGAAAAAUUGACAUUAGAACUGAAAAUCCAGAACAAAGUUCUAUUCGAAUUUUUUCACUUCUUCGAGUACUUAAAUAUCAACCAGAUACAGAUCCUGUUUUGUUUAGGCAAGGUUUAGUAAAAGGCGAGACAGAAACAAUUUAUCCUAUAUUAAAAUGGAUUUUAUCGAACGUCAAUAUUGCCCGUCAACGAGCUUAUUUGUCCCGUUUUUUAGUGAAGGUGGAAAUACCAACGGAAUAUUUAUCAGAUCCAGACAUUGGAUCCAUAUACGAAAAAUAUUUGAAUAUGGUAGAGGAAUUUAAAACUCUUCAUAAAGAUAGAGAAACUGGACGAAAGGGGGGAGAAACUGCUGCCGAAUUGAAAGCUGACGUUGAAGCAAUGGAAAAGGAGAAAAAAACACUAAUUGGAAGAAUUGAGAGAAUGAAAAUAAGAAUUGAACCAGCAAAACAUUUAUUGGAUGCAGCUCAACAUUUGAGACGUGAAAGAGAUCGAGAACGAGAAUUAGUUUUACAAAAAUCACAAGAAGCUGAAGCUUACGAAGCAGUGGAGAUGGCCCUUCAAAGAGCAGAAAAAGAAUUAGAAAUAUUAAAAGAUGAGGGUGCAGGUCUAACACCUCAAACUGUAUUGCAACGAUUAACCGAGGAAGUCUCAGUUUUAACUGUUAUUGCCAAUGAACGUUUACCAGAAGAGAUAAAAAAUAAAAAACUUCAAUUAGAAGCAUUAACAGCUGUUGUUGAUUCACCUUAUAUUGGAACCGAUGAAAUUGCCGCAUUGCGAACAAAAUUAGAUGCCGCAGCUCGAGAAGUUCAAGAAUUAGUCGAAAAGAAGGCUUCUGAAAUGGGAUCUGAUAAAAUGGCCCCAUUUAGGCAACAAGCAGCUGCAAUUGGAAAUAUCAAGAAAAAUGUAUUAGAUAAAUUAGAAAAAAGUGAAUCGACUUUAACAGAACUUGAAGCUAAAUUAAAGGAGAAAAAAGAGAAAGCAAAACUUGUCUCAGAGGAAACUGCCCCCGAUGGAGAAGAAUUUAAACGAUAUGUCGCUCGUUUAAAAACUAAAAGCACUUUAUAUAAACAAUCCAAAGCUGAAUUAUCUGCUCUUAAAGCAGAAAAUGGAGUUCUUCGACGUACAAUUGAAAUUUUAGAGAAUCAGCUUUCGGAAAUUCAAACAAAUGAUGAAGCGGAAUUAAUGACAUUACCUGAGAAUUUUACAAAAGAGACUGCAAAUGAAAUUAAUAAAAAGCUAGCGGAAGAAAUUGCAAAACUUCAAAAAGAAUUGGCUCCUUUAUUGGAUGAAGUGAAACCAUUGAGGAAAAAAGCUCAGGAGCUUGAAGAAAAAUAUGAAAAGGCUGUCAAGAAUCAUGAUUCAGUUCAAGCAAGUAUGGAUGAAUCAACAUCUGAAUUAGCUCAAGAAGUCGAAAGUCUUAAAGCAUCCAUAAAAGAGACUGUGGAGAAAAAUAAUGAAUUAAAUAAAGAAAUGGAUAGAAUGAAAUAUCUUGAGGAAAGAUUAGAACAAGACAAGAAGAAUUAUGCAAAUAAAAGCGGUGAACCAACUUUAAGGGAUGAAUUACAAGAAUCAAUACAAGCUGAAGAAAAAAAAAUGAAACUACUAAAAGAAGAUGAAAAACAUCUUGCAGAACAAGCUUCCCAAAAUGAAUAUCAAGUUCAACAGUGGAAAAAUAUCUCAUCAAUUCUCGAGGCAAAAGUGAAAUGUGCUGAAGAAUUGAAAAAACGUGAUGGAAUUGUAGUUCGAGAAAAGGGGGCAGAAACUUUAAUUUUGCAAUGAUUUUGGUAAUUAUUUAAAAAUUGCUUCAUUGAAUUAAUUUUUUUUGUUUUUAAUUUCAAUUAAAUGUAAAUUAAAAAUUUAA